UGCUUACGUGCGGAAACAAACACAUCAGGUUGAAGCGCUGCGGUGGGCAAAUGGGAUUUUGCUUGUGAAGUGUUUAAUGUGUUCAGUAUCCGAUGGAACCUUCAGCGUGGUCUCAAAAUACUCUGUCUGGACAACCCAUAAUGGAACAGGACGAGGCAGAAACAAGUCCGAUAAGUAUCCCUCGACAGUCUUCAAUGUUCCGCAGCUACCGACACCUUCCCACUAAUACGAGUGCAUAUGACAGCAGGAUUUUCCUUCGCCCAUGUUUGCCUCCUCCUGCAAGCGCGCCUUAUCGUUCACAUUAUCUUUCGAAUGAAGUUUCACCGUUCUGGUUGCAGAGGAGCUCUAGUGCUAGGAACCUUCCAACCGCCAACACUGAAAGUAUGAUUAGUCUGGGAGAAGCUUCUCCAACCCGAAAUUCGGAGCUGCUGGACAAUCCUGGACCUUCCGCUGACAGCUACCCCCAACUCGAUCAUCAUCUUUACGAUACCGCUCAUUCCGCAUUAAUCGAACGUGACAAUUACCUGAACCGUUUUUCACACACAAAUCCAACGAGAUUCUCUUUAGAUUUUGGUAUUGUUCAACGUGGUCUAUCGGACAGCCACAUACCUCAAGCUGCACCACGCUUCACGAAUCCAAGGACGAAUCUAAAUUUAAACAGCGAUCAACCGCUAAUGGUGAAUAACCCUAACUCCAGGAGUUCCUUACCCAGCCAGUCAGGUACACACAACAACCCUCCAGCACCACUGAGUGCCUCACGUGAUAAUAAUCAAAGAGUAUUAGGUACAAACAGAUCAAGUGUGCGUCCCACUGGCAUGACGAUCCCAACUCGAGCCAGUACAUCUUCACAGACUAGAAUGCCAUUGAAUUUAAGGUUGCGUCGUGUCCUGGCUGAAAAUCGCGGAUAUAACGCAACAAACAAUGUCAAUUCGAUAGAUCCCCCUGGAUUUGGUGCACGACCGCCGGUAACGCUGAAUUUGGCACCCGAUUCCCAUAGAUCCUCUACCACAUAUCGGAGUGCUCCCCCCAUUCACUCGAGACCACUGAACAACGAAGCCACAACGAACCAGGCGUCGAACGCCUCUGUUAACAACCAAUCAGGACGCAGUAUGGACCGCAGAAUUCGUGUGGUUAGGCAACCCAAUGUGGUUGUUCAGAGAGUAUUCAAUAUGCCAUCUGAAGUCCAAAGCAGCACGAGUGGUGCGAGCAGUGUAGAGGACAUUCAGGUACCAACUGUGGUAACACCUGAUAUUCGAAGUAUACUCAACAACUCUGAGAGUCAGGAACAACAGAAUCCUUCUGAGAGCUCAGAUCGGAGCAGGACGCCUGAAUAUUCGGAUUCAUCCCUGGUCGAAGCAGUUGAUGUUCCACACGACGGUGAUUGGAGGACUGGCUGUUCAGGACCUCAAUCUCUUUGGCACCGACUACUUCAAAGUGAGCGUUUCGCAGACGUUUGGUUCGUAGUUGGUGGUACGAGUGAUUUGGAUACUAACUCCAUGUUUCCAAGUUUUGCACCCUUGGACUCAGGCGCACCGGGUGGCCCAACAGGUAUGCAGUUGUAUGCAAGACCCUCAAGAGGGACAGAGUUGAUACCCCAAUUACAACACGAGCAGUCUAGUUCACCCCCUGAGAGGUCAAAUGGUAUGGGUAUCAGUGACCCUGAACAUACAGUGUCGAACCUGAUUUGCAGUUACAACUCACUUGAGGAUGGUCAGGAAAAUCAUGAAGAGCUGGAUCUUAAUUCCGACUUAGACGAUAUCACCAAUGAGGCACAACAAUCGCGGAGUGUCACUGGACGGGCUCUUAUCGCAUCCCACGACCAACCUCUCUCAACGUCAUGUCCUGAGAAUAAAUCACUCAGAGGUCUCUCAGAAACUGACAGUGAAUUUAUUCACCAAGUUCGUGUCCAGUCGUGUAACUCUGUGGGUGAAUCUUCUAACCAUGAGGAAUCGGCUCUAGAUAACACCACCACCACGAAAUCUGGUUCAGUGGAAUCACCAAGUGAUCGGUCACACCGGGUUUCCGCCAUGCAACAUACACCGUGCAAACGUUUCGCAGCCCAUCGUCUCAUUCUCGCCACCGCAUCACCUGUAUUUGAGGCCAUGUUUUAUGGUCCGGUAGCGGAAAUGCAUUCACGCACUUCUGAACAGCACACGGAGUAUCGCGUUCCGGAUAUACACCCAAAGGCCUUCGAGACCAUGCUUCAUUACGUGUACACUGACGAAAUACAGUUGAACGAUGACCCAGAUAUUGUUUUCUACGUACUGUACGCUGCGAAGAAGUACAUGCUUGCACCACUUGGGCAACGUUGCGUUGAGCAUCUCAAGGGACUCAUUACUGCAUCUAACGUAUGUUUGAUGCUUGAUAGGAGCCUCUUCUUUGACGAAGAAGAUCUAACCCGCCGUUGUUGGCACGUGAUCGAUGUACUGGCCCCUCAUGUACUGAGCUCACCUGGACUCUUGGAAAUGGAUGCUACUAACUUUAUAUCAUUGCUUCAGCGGGACACACUGAAUUGUAAAGAAUCAGAGGUAUUUGCUGCGGUAAGACGCUGGGCUGGGGCUGAAUGUGUUCGGCUAGGCCUUCGUGAUGUUCUAGUGAAUCGAGCUCAGGUUGCUGCAAGGUUCCUCCCCCUGGUUCGCUUUCCAACAAUGACGCUUAAUGAUUUCGCAACGAAUGUGGCUUACUCUGGUUUUCUUUCACUUGAAAUGGUCCGAGAUCUGUUCGUCCACAUCACUACUAACGACUGCAGUGGACCUCCAAGAGACGGACAAACAGAAGCUAGCCAAACGGCCACCGAUAAACGAGGUGACGAAGACAUUGAUCGGGCUAAUGAGGAAUGUGGUCAAUCCAUGGAUACACAACUGGUCAUUCCUUGCUCAACCACGCAGUCAGAAACGGCUCACCAGCUCGUCAGUUCAGCGAAAAACGGAUCGCCACUGUUCUCUUCCGAACCAAGAUGCGGUCCGAAAGUAUGGAGGUGUUCACGCUUCUCUCGAACUGGUAAACAUGCAAUUACUCCAAAUGCCAAUGGUAGCCAUCAACAUAGCAUCAGUUUCCAGGUCUCAGCACCCAUAUUUCUUUCUGGCAUUGGAGUCUACGGGUCAACUCAGGUUGGUGAGCGUCUCAAUGUAACUGUGGAACUCAAACACAUUGUUCCUCGAGCUACCACAAACAACAGAGGGUGCUCCUCCGUUGGCACCCAGUUUCAUGGAUCUGUCGAUUCAACGGCUGACACACAGACUAGGAGACACCAGGCACUACCUCGUUCCAGUAGUCUGUUGGAGGUAGCCCGAUAUGACUGGACAGGUCGGCCACACGUGAUCAGCCGUCGGGUGAGCAGUCAGAAUCCUGAACCGACCGUUCUGACGAUGUCGGGUGAAGUCAACCGGAAUCUAACGCGAAUGGUUAAAAGGAAAAAGAAAACAUCAGAUGAGGAUAUUCAAGCCGUGGCAAACAUCCAAAUCGUAUCAGAUGGGUCUACUCGCGUGUAUGAUGUGACGUUUCCUUGUCCGGUGAAAAUUCUCGCAUAUCAGCGUUACCUGCUGAGUGUCCAGACAUUCCAGUGUGACAGACCCAAGUCCGUUUCAGGUGCCACUCUAGCCACUUUAAACUCGUCAACAUUCUAUAUCGGUUUCUUCGGUCGCCCUGAGGUCCGGGUACUUUGUGGCCAAAACGAUCAUCCUCGGGAAAAGAACACAUCUACUUCAAACACAAAGCGAAUCUCGUAUCGUGGUGGUGUCACGGACGGAGUUACAGGUCCUAAGCGAUGUUCACAGCGUACAUCAUCUCAUGCAAAACGUCCAUACCGUUUGAAGCCGAGCGCUUCAGCAAAUCAAGACGGGGAUUCCGAAGAAUUUUUGUUCCAUUUUUGGGAAACGCCUGAUGGGCAGGAACAUGGGGAAGUCGACCGAGGAUUUCUACCGGAGCUUCUUUUCUAUACAUGUUCGUAGGUGGACAGACCAAACCAUCGAGAAUGAUGAAACAGAUAGCCUAUCAUAUACACACAUACACCAAGUAUCAGCACUCAUCAAAACCACCAAAUACACACGGACGAAGAUUUUUUCAUUUUCGACGAGUUAUAUGUACACAGAUUACUUUAUAUGUUGAUUGAUUAUUCUAUUACUUACAUCACCCAUACCAAUAAUUUCAUAGCUUUCCUAACAUUGGGCUGAGCAAAGCUUUGGCUAUGUCUAGUGAAAUGUCCCAUAUAAG
Messenger RNA from Opisthorchis viverrini, 4212 nucleotides. RefSeq lists its product as hypothetical. The transcript is spliced from 10 exons. NCBI's taxonomy places the organism in Eukaryota, Metazoa, Platyhelminthes, Trematoda, Opisthorchiida, Opisthorchiidae. Gene Ontology annotation, cellular component: cytosol. Gene Ontology annotation, molecular function: protein binding. The coding region runs from base 93 to 3950 and encodes 1285 amino acids. The record is from RefSeq and is a predicted model, not a curated record. Gene Ontology annotation, biological process: neurogenesis.